Molecule: messenger RNA, 2805 nt
Organism: Triplophysa rosa
Lineage: Eukaryota; Metazoa; Chordata; Actinopteri; Cypriniformes; Nemacheilidae
Gene: map7a
Product: microtubule-associated protein 7a
Exons: 14
Coding region: 251-1987 (578 amino acids)
Biological process (GO): microtubule cytoskeleton organization
Cellular component (GO): microtubule cytoskeleton
Source: RefSeq, a predicted model, not a curated record
CAGACGGGUACUGAGUUUGCUGGGUGGGCACGUGUGCUGUACGCAACACAGCCAGCAAAUCCUCUCACCAUUCCCCCCCAGGAAGAAUUUCUGUCUCUUUUGCUCGCUCUCGCCUGUUCCUUGUUAGAGAUAUAGCGAUAAGCUGAUAUCAGGAGUUGACGAUUUUUUCACAGAAGAAGCUGGGAGCAGAUGUUCUACAUAUAUCAGGAAACACGCACAUUCACAGCAGCAGAAGCGUUUAAUCUGUAAAAUGCCAGCUCAGCUGAGCCUGGCAGACCAGGAGCGGGAUUGGAGGAAGGCAGGGAGGAUGGCAGAGCUGGGUCUCUCCAUCGUCUCAGAGAAGAGACCGCGGAGGAUGCACGACCCUGAGAGAAAGCAGAGAGAGUCAAAUGCACUCAAAGUGGAUGAGAGACUGCAACUGGCCCGAGAACGAAGAGAGGCGUACCAAAAACAGCUGGCCUUGCGAGAGCACAGUUGGCUGGCGAGGGAGGAGCGAGCCAAAAACUUCUACCAGAAACAGCUUGAAGAGCGCAAAAGAAAGCUGGAGGAGCAGCGACAGAAGGAGGAGAGGAGAAGAAUAGCAGUCGAGGAGAAACGUAAACAGAGACUUAAGGAGGAAAGAGAGCGUUAUGAGUCUGUGGUGCGAAGGACAAUGGCGAAAAGUCAGAAGGAUAAACUCGGCCACUGCUCACAGCGGACCACCAACAGCGCCCAGAGCCACAAGAACGCUAAACGCCGCUCUCUUAGCCAAUGGGAGAUCGAGCUUGUCAGUCGUCUUCAGACUCCCACCAUUUCCUAUCUAGCCAGAAGCAGAAGUGCUAUGUGUCUGUCCCGAGACACAGUUGUUCAUGUUUGUCGUCGUUCAGUAUCAUGUCACUCCAGUACCACCCAAAAGGCCCAGGUGCAUUGUGGGAAGGCAGUGAACAGACCUGCCCGCUCAGUUCCAAGCGUCAGCAUCCGCAGAACCACUAACAGAGAGCUGGUGGCAAAAGGUGGUUUUGAGGCAAAAGACCAGCAAACACAACCUCAGACAACAGUUGAAAUCCAUCCCAGACAGGACACAAAUCCACAAGAGAAUGCGAAACCCCCAACACUAGGUCUGCAGAUAAGACCACACCUUAGACACGCUUUACCCAAGCAAGAUGGUUUGCCUCCACUUCUGGAAGAGCAAGAGUAUGAGCUUGCUCCACAUUUUCAACAACCCGAGACGACAACUCCACAAUGUCUACAAAGAGAUCUCAAACAAGAUGUACAACUGCAAUUAAAUCCAGCUAUGAAUCCUCCACACUGCGCUCAGACUCCUAAUGGACCAAGUCAGAUUGGUGAUAGAGCCCAAAUCAGAUCUCCUGCAUGGACCACAAAGCCCGAGGAGGCCACACGCCUGCUGGCAGAGAAAAGAAGGCAAGCGAGGCUUCAGAGAGAAAAAGAAGAGGAGGAACAGAGACAGAAGGUGGAGAUGGAGAGAAGGGGAAUAGAGGAACUGGCCCUUCGGAGAGCCGAAAAAUGUGCCAGGCAAGAGGCCGAAGCCGUGAGACUGGAGGAGGAACAGAAGAAAAGAGAAGAAGAAAACAGACGUCAGGCUGAGAACGCUCGCAGACAACUGGAGGAAGAAAAAAGACUUCAGCAACAGAGAGAGGAAGAGGCUCUUCAGAGGGUACAAGCAGAGCAACAGAGGCUGGAAAGAGAAACUCGCUUCCAGAGAGAAGAGGCUGAGCGCCAAGAAAGAAAGAAGCGCCUACAGGAAAUCAUGAAGAGAACCAGAAAGACUGAAUCUGAGGAUAAGAAAGCAGUAUCUGUGAAGGGCACUUCAUCCGGCGAGAAUGUGAAGCCUGCUAUCAGGCUACCAGGUCCUGGAAAAACAUCAAAGCUGGAGAUGAGGGAAGAGGACGACAUGCUUCCUACUGUUGCCUUCAAAGAACGCAGAUCAUUCCGCCCUCUGUCUGGCCUGGAGGAGAUGCAGGCGCACCAGCAAACAGAGGUUAUUUAACCCAUGGAGUCAUCAUAUGAUGUCAAGACGUUCAGAGCAUCUUCAGCAAGCUUUUGGUGGUAAAAACAGCUUCCCCUGCACUUUAAAAAUCCUUUAGGUAACAACUCCGCUCUACUGCCCAAAUAAAAAGCCCAAUAACUGCUUGAUCUGAUAUGGUGCCAUGUCCCUCCGUGCUCAGUGGCUAGAUAACUUUGGGUAUGUGGUAAGAUUGUCAAAUAACGACCUGUUAACUCCCUAAAUAAAACUUGAAGUUCAUUUUUCAGCUUUAAUUUACUCAUAUUAUUAUUUUAUAUUAAAGUCAGUAUGUUUAUGGUGAAGAGAAAUGCAUUGCUCAAACGUAGUCUAAGAGAGAUUUCAGUCUUAGGUAUGCACAAAACACAUGCUCACAGCGAUUCACCUGCAGUGCACACAGCUAUAUGUGUAAUAAUUUAUUGUCAGAUUGCUGAGCUACAGUAAAGAAACUAUAUUCUGUAUCUUUGCACUGCUGCUGUUUGUAAUACACAAGUACUUUUCCAUCUGUAGUCUAUGCCGACCACUGCUUUUGCGUCACAGUUUGUUACCAAAACAGGUGAGCUCAUUAAUUCCUAGUUUCCAUUGCUCAUUUUGCACUGCUGCUAUUUAGCUGUUCCAAAUAAUCUUGAACACUGCUUUUUCAUAAAUCACAUUAAAGACUAUCACGUGCUCGGCUGCCUUUAUGAGCAUUAUUAUUGUGCUUGUUCCUGACUUUGUGCAAUAUAUAGAUGCUUUUGCAAAUGUAAAGAUGUAACAAUUUAGUUCAUUUUUUAAUGGUGUAAGUAAAUAAACUUCAAAACCAAAAC